AUGGACUCUAGUGAGAGUCUUCAAAUCAAACCUAGACCUUUGACGCUUAGAGAAUAUGAUCUAAAACUCAUCAUUGAGAAAGUAGUAGACUUCAAGAGUUUUGCUGCAAAUGGGUAUCCUCUACGUGAGCAUUUUGAAGCGCAAGACUUGAUGAAAUUCUUUGACUUUCUGAAUGGUCCAACAUAUCCUUUUCCCGUCAAGGAUUUUUGGGUAAGGGCUGAAGUGAAUGAUGAGCAUGUUGCACUUGCUGAAGAAAGAAAUGCAGUUGAAAAUGACAAGAACUUGAAAGGGAAAACAAGGGAUGAAAUGAGUCUAAAAGAGUUUAAAGAUACUAAAAUCAGACAUUCUUUUAUGGGAUUUAACAUCACCAUCACAAUAUUGCAUAACUGA
Messenger RNA from Vicia villosa (hairy vetch), 390 nucleotides. RefSeq lists its product as uncharacterized. The transcript has a single exon. The record is from RefSeq and is a predicted model, not a curated record. NCBI's taxonomy places the organism in Eukaryota, Viridiplantae, Streptophyta, Magnoliopsida, Fabales, Fabaceae. Bases 1 to 390 code for a protein of 129 amino acids.